Messenger RNA from Culex quinquefasciatus (southern house mosquito), 6668 nucleotides. RefSeq names its product phosphatidylinositol 4-kinase alpha (gene Pi4KIIIalpha). Gene Ontology annotation, molecular function: 1-phosphatidylinositol 4-kinase activity. Lineage: Eukaryota; Metazoa; Arthropoda; Insecta; Diptera; Culicidae. Gene Ontology annotation, cellular component: cytoplasm; plasma membrane. The transcript is spliced from 14 exons. Gene Ontology annotation, biological process: phosphatidylinositol-mediated signaling; phosphatidylinositol phosphate biosynthetic process. The record is from RefSeq and is a predicted model, not a curated record. The coding region runs from base 95 to 6433 and encodes 2112 amino acids.
CUGUCAGCUGGAGAAAAUUUCAGAAGAAAAUAAAUAGUCAGUGCAAUCGGUCGAUACUCGGAGCAAAAGGAAAAUUCCGCAAAAAUCCGGAACUAUGGUCGGAAAUGACCGUUUUUCCUUCCAAAAUACGGUGCACUGCCUGGCCCGGGUGCUGGCGCGCAUAAAACCAACCCCGUGGGACAAGGUCCAGAGUCUGUUCCGAUACUGUCCGCAGGAGAAUGCGGCCGGGGUGUUCUGCUUGGACUCGCGGGCGCAGGAUGCCGUCAUCGCGUUGGGGCUUUACUUUCUGGAGAGUGGCUACCAGUACGAGAAGGAAAUCAUUCCGUAUUUGCUGCGACUUUCCAAGGCCUUGCCCAGGGCGGUUUGGAUCGAUGACGUCAAGCCGAACAAAAUCGAUAAAAUUCCAACAGCGGAAAAGUUCAGCUUCUGUUUGAACAGCUUGCUGUCGGAUAUUGCCGUUGGAUGUCCGGAAAGUCGCGACGAGAUCAUCGUGAACCAGGUCGAGGUUCUUACGGUCCUCACCAACAUGAUCAAAACAAGUCGCGAAAGUAGCAAUCUUCCGCCGAUCAUCCUGUGCAAGGCCACCGUUCCGUUGCUUCUGGGUUUGGGUCGGUCCAUGGGACGUUACGCCACAACGGAUCCACCACUUCUGUGCCGGCUCUUCCCGAGAGAUGAAAUUCCGGUACUCAAAACUCCGGAGCAACCCGCCGACUCAAAGUCAAAUAAUACCAUCAGUCAAUUCCGCUCCAUCAUACCACGGUCCAUGUCGGGAAGCCUGACGGCGGAGAUAACCGAGGAAAAGUCUCCCAAAAACAACAAGAAGAAGCUCAACUCCUUCUACUCGGUCCCGUACGACCAAACCACCUAUUUCUUCUCCAAGUACGGCUCCAGCUUCAACCAAUUCCCCAACAUGCGCUUCUGCGACUCGCCUGAGAAGAAGAACCGGCUCCAAUUUCCCAUCAACCACCUCCAAACGAUCUUCGCCCUGGCCAAGAAGCUCCUCACCAAGGAAACCCUCGAGCAUCUGGACGAGCAAGCCGGAGACAUCUACUCUCUCCACCAGAUCAAACCGUACGGCUACAAGAGCUUCUCCGAGACCAUCAACCUGGUCAUGGUCACGCUGCUUCGGGAGAUCCUCCAGAACCAGUCCGACCUGCCGACGCCCUUCACCAAGGACGUGCAGGAGUUUGUGAAGCGUCUGUUUCUGAUCGGCCAGACCGAGCUGCAAAACAAGCAGCACGACAGCACCGUGGACAAGGUCAACGAUCCGUCCAACAGCGUCGUCAACAAGUACAAGAUCAACGUGAUGGCGAAUGCCGCCUGUGUGGAUCUGCUCGUGUGGGCCAUCGGGGACGAGACGGAUGAUUCAACGAACCCGACAACAGACAAAAUUGAGAACCGGCGGCAGCGAUCAUUCGGAAUCGUCUGGCUCGACGAACUGCAAGCGCCCUAUGGAACGCCGUGGAAACAUCUCAAGAAGGCUGAUAAGCUGUGCAGUCGGUUGUACCAGAAGCUGAACUCGGUGCUGGGUCACAAGGUGGUGAUGGACCAUAUGCCGUUGUUGAUGGUUUGUUUGGAGGGUUUGGGUAAAUUAGCGCAAAAGUUCCCCAACAUUGCUGGAACGUCGAUCUCGUACCUGCGAGACUUUCUCGUCGAUCCAAGUCCGAUUCUCACCAAGUUGCAUGCCCAAUCGCAGGCUCAGAACAAAAAGGACAAGGAGAAUGCACCGUUCAGGAUUGUUGUUCAGGGAUCCGACUUCAAGGCGCUCGAUCAACAGGUCAACUACCGCAAGGGUCUCACCAAGUCCGCCCACGAGGCGUUCGAAGCGUUGCGCGACGCAGCGAUCGAAAACCUCGCGAUCGCCCUCAAGGCCGCCCACGGUCUCGACCCGUACUGCGUCCCCGCCCUGGUCGCCAACGUGUCCAAUCGCCUAUUCACGGUCGAGAAGCAGGAAACCGAAUCCAGCCUGGUUUCCCUCAAUAUCAUCGUGAUGCUCGGUCACGUGGCCGUCGCCCUGAAGGACACCCCCAAGACGACCAACAACAUCCUGCAGUUCUUCAUCCAGCGGUUCUGCAAGGUGCCCUCGGAGCAGAACGUGCUCAUCGUGGACCAGCUGGGCUGCAUGAUCAUCUCCAAGUGCGAGCCCGUGGUGUUUGAGGAGAUCAUGAAGAUGUUUUCGCGCGUCACCGUCCAGGCGGCGUCCCUCGCCUACUCGACCAAUCCGGAGCAAAGUGUUUACAGGAAGUCGUACCACCACGUGUCGGACGCGGUGGUGAACGCGUUGGCCAACAUCGCCGCCAACAUCCAGGGCGAGCUGGAGAUGCUGGACCUGCUCGGGAAGCUGCUGGAGCUGUUUGUGCAGAUUGGGCUGGAGGGCGAACGGUCGUACGACAGCACCUCGGGGGCGGCCCAGAAGGCCAGCUCGAGCGCCGGCAAUCUGGGCAUGCUGAUUCCGGUGAUUGCCGUUCUGGUGCGCCGGCUCCCACCCAUCAAGAACGCCAAGCAGCGGCUGCACAAGCUGUUCAAGGACUUUUGGCUGUACUGCGUCGUGAUGGGUUUCACCAAUGCGCGCCUCUGGCCAUCCGACUGGUACCAAGGAGUGCAGCAGAUCGCGGCCAAAUCUCCGCUGUUGAUAUCACAGACGGCGCACCGGUCGGAGAUGCGCGAGCUGAACUACACCUCGGCCAUCCGGUCGGACAGCGUCAGCUUGAACGAGCUGAGGAGUCAGAUUCUGGUCCUGUUGGAUCAUCCUCCGGCGGAGAUUACGGCUUGCAUUAAUAAGUUGACGUUCGCGCAGUGUACUUAUCUGUUGAGCGUGUACUGGCUGGAGAUUCUGCGCGUUGAGAACGCUUCCGAGCCCAGCUUGGAGCCGAUCUUGAACUACCUGUGCGAUAACGCGCUGCUGAAAGACAAGUACGGGAUGUGGCAGUGUAUCCGCUGUAUCGGGGAUCAGGUGUUUGAGAAGUUCCGGAGCGUCCUGUUGGCGCAGGAUGUUGUGAGGGAGAAGGUUCUGGAAUCGCAAGCAAUGUUGUUGUUGGUCUACUUUAACCAUAUCCACAAGCAGAUCCAGCUCGUUGCGGAUCAGUAUUUGUCCCAGCUGGUCGACAAGUUCCCGCAUCUCCUUUGGAACCGGAAGGUUCUGUGGUGCAUGCUGGACGUUCUCCAGCUGCUAGCGUUCUCCCUGACGCUGGAUCCCAACGAAGAAACGCCGACCUUGCGCGUGGCGUCCACUCCGUACACUCUGCAGUUGAUGGACAGUCUUCCGGCGCGUGAAAGCCGUGUCAAGGACUUUGCCGACCGCUGCCAGGGCAUUGUCAACGAGGCGAUGAAGUGGGCUCCCAAGUCCACCCGAAGUCAUCUGCAAGAGUACCCAAACCAGGUACCGUCGACGACUCUCUCCAACCACAGCGGGCUGGCGCUGGCUGUGGAUUCGAUCCUCCACACCUGGGUCACCAAUGCGAGCAUCCAGACGACCUCGAAGCGGCCACACUGUGUCAACAGUGACACCUCCAAGUUCGUGUCGGUUCUCUGUCUGCGUAGCAAAUACGCAGGAGAAAUCUCCGGCUUGCUGUCGGUUCUGGAAGACGAGGAGAAAAAAGGUUUGGCCGACCGUCUGGUGAAGGAAAUUUGGGACGCCUGCGCGGAGAAGAAUGACCCCAAGCAUCGUGGAGCUCUCUGGAGAGCCACCGCUUACCUAAUCCUCUGCUCCAGCGCCAACCGGAAGUUGCUGCACGCGAUCUCCUCCUCCCAGGUUCAGCUCUUUACUGAAUCCGCGAUGGAAACGGCCGUCGAGUGCUGGCAGUGGAUCCUGACCGCCCGGCAGGACCUAGAGCUUUGCUUCAUCCAGGAGAUGGUCACCGCUUGGCAAACCACGUUCGACAAGCGGAUCGGGCUGUUCACGGAAGAAGUCGACAUUACCAGUCCGCUGGCGGCUUACGAGGGCUGUAAGCUUGUUCCGAAGCCCAUCGUCGUCGCUCCACACUUGAUCUGGCUUCAGCUCCUAUCGGAGAUGGUCGACACCGCCAAAUACUGCAACCGUGACAAAGUCGAGAUGUUCUGCAUGCUGCUCCAUCGGUGUCUUCCGUUCAGCCGAGAUUUCAAGCAAACCCGACACAUCUCAACCGUCGGAUGCCGUUUCAAGCUGCUCCAGUGCGGCUUGUCUCUUCUGCAAGGCAACACGAUCCCAAAAUCGCUUGCCAGGAACAUCCUGCGCGAGCGGAUCUACGCCAACGCGCUGGACUACUUCUGCGGACCCCAACUUUGCCCAAGCCAACCGCGAGAAGCGCUGCUCGAGGACAUCGGGGUCCUGCUGAAAUUCUGGCAGACUAUGCGCAGCGAAAAGAAGCACCUCGUCGCUUCGGAAGUAAGCGAUUACGAUCUAAACCCGGCGACGACGCAAAAUCUCUCCGUCAACAAGUCUUCUCUGGAUACCGUUUCGCUCGCCGGAAGCGAAGUAGCACGCUCCACCAGCAGUGGAAACGCCGGCUGGUACAACACCAUUCCUCACUCCACAUCAACGCUGUCGAAGCGAUCGAGCCGGAUCAAGCGUCCACCCUACCAGAAGGACGCCUACGACAAGGACUACAUGAAGAAGCGCAACCUCAUUCUGGAACUGCUAGCCGUCGAGAUCGAGUUCAUGCUCAUCUGGGCGAACCCUCUUUCCACCCCGGAACUACAAGUUCUCGGCGAAGAAUCCGUCUCCGAGUGGCGCGCUCGCCCCAUCAAGCUGAACGUCUGGCGCGACUACACCCGCCUCGCUUGGUCCUACAACCCCGCACUCGCCAUCUUCCUGCCCCAGCGUAUCCGGAACGCCGAAACCAUCGAAGACGAAGUGACCCGCCUGGUCUGCUCGGACCCGCUAGCCGCCAUCCACAUCCCGGAAGCACUCAAAUAUCUCGUCACGACGAGAACCCUCCUCAACGAGGCUCCCGAGCUCGUCUACAUGCUGACCUGGGCCCGCGUCAACCCGAUCCAGUCCCUCUCGUACUUCUCGCGCCAAUAUCCGACGCAUCCGCUGACGGCGCAGUACGCCGUCAACACCCUCAACGCGUACCCGGCCGAAGCCGUACUUCCCUACAUUCCCCAACUGGUGCAGGCGCUGCGGCACGAUACGAUGGGAUACGUGACGGAGUUUAUCAAGCACAUCUCCAAGCGCUCGCAGAUUGUGGCUCACCAGCUGAUUUGGAAUAUGCAGACCAACAUGUAUAUUGACGAGGAGAUGCACAACAAAGAUCCUGUUUUGUACGACGGUCUGGAGGCCCUGUCCGCGAACAUCAUCUCUUCCCUGUCCGGUCCGGCGAAGCGCUUCUACGAGCGGGAGUUUGAUUUCUUCGGCAAAAUUACGGCCGUCAGCGGAGAGAUCCGUUCGUUCCCGAAGGGGCAAGCCCGCAAGAAGGCCUGCCUGGAUGCGCUCAGCCGUAUCAAGGUGCAGGCCGGGUGCUACCUGCCGUCGAAUCCGGAAGCGAUGGUGCUGGAUAUCGAUUACAACAGCGGAACACCGAUGCAGAGCGCGGCGAAGGCACCGUACUUGGCCCGGUUCCGGGUGCAUCGGUGCGGUAUUAACGAGUUGGAGACGAUGGCCAUGGAGGUUUCGAACAAUCCGAACAAUCAGCUGGACGGCGGGCCGAAGUUGAGCUCGAUGGGUCCGGAAAUGUGGCAGGCUGCCAUCUUCAAGGUGGGCGAUGACGUGCGGCAGGACAUGCUGGCGCUGCAGGUGAUUUCGAUCUUCAAGAACAUCUUCCAGCAAGUGGGGUUGGAGUUGUUCCUGUUUCCGUACCGGGUGGUCGCCACGGCUCCGGGGUGUGGCGUGAUCGAGUGCGUUCCGAACGCCAAGUCUCGCGAUCAGUUGGGCCGACAGACGGAUUCUGGGUUGUACGAGUACUUCCUGCACCAGUACGGAGACGAAACGUCCAAAGAGUUCCAGGCGGCUCGCAGUAACUUUGUCAAGUCGAUGGCCGCCUACUCGGUGAUCGGAUAUCUGCUGCAGAUCAAGGAUCGUCACAAUGGCAACAUCAUGAUCGACAAGGACGGUCACAUCAUCCAUAUUGAUUUUGGCUUCAUGUUCGAGUCGUCGCCGGGCGGCAACAUUGGCUUCGAGCCCGACCUGAAGCUUACGGACGAGAUGGUGAUGGUCAUGGGCGGCAAGAUGGAGGCCGCUCCGUUCAAGUGGUUCUGCGAUCUGUGCGUGCAGUCGUUCCUCGCGAUCCGUCCCUAUCAGGACGCGAUCGUGACGCUGGUUUCGCUCAUGCUGGACACUGGGCUGCCGUGCUUCCGGGGACAGACGAUUACGCUGUUGAAGCAGCGCUUUGUUCCGACGAAAAACAACAAAGAAGCGGCGGCCCACAUGCUCGGCGUGAUCCGGAACUCGUACCAGAACUUCCGCACCAGGACGUACGACAUGAUCCAGUAUUACCAGAACCAGAUUCCGUAUUAAAAAGGCGCGUAUUUUUUGGGAGAAGGGGAAAAGGUAAGUGGGAAAUUGCAUUUUAGAAGCAAGGAGGGAAUACCAACUUUGUGGGAAUAUAUCAUUGUGUGCGUUUGUGUUGGAAGGGAAUAUUUAUUCGGGACAAAGUCUAUUCUGAUGUGAUGCAAGCUAUAGUCAAACUCAACCUGUUUGUUGAUCUAUCUUGUUAUUGGUGUAACAAAUAAAAUUAUUGGUAAAUGUGCAA